AUGCCCGGGCCCGGCCUUUGCAAAGGGAGCCCCGGAACGGAAGACGUGCAAGCUCUGCUGCCAGGCGUGGGGUGCUGUGCUGGUGGGGCAGGAGGGGACGAAGGGAAGAGCAGCAGCCGGGCCUCCUGCAAUCCUCUCCCCGGGUUGCAAAGGCUGCAGCAUCGCCCAGUGGAGCGCCUGGCUCCUCCGGCUCCCCCAGUGCCACGAGGGCCGGAGCAGGGGAAGGCGAGGCGGCCAGCCUUCUUUUCUGUUUUCUUACGAAAUCAGGACCAGGCAGCCCUCUUUGCGGUCCCCAAACCAGAAUUAAGAAGGAAAGUUGCCACUGAAACAUGGGCAUUCCUAGCUUCCAUAAAGAUUGGACCUCACCCCAGAGGAGUCCAGGCGUGUGGAAGAGCUGCAGUCCCGGCAGAGCAGAGGCCGGACCCAGGGGGCGCUGGAGCCCCUUUCCUAGCCCGGAAUCCCGGAAGGGAAGGGGAGGAAGGCGUGCAUGCCCGGGCUCGGCCUUUGCAAAGGGAGCGCGGGAACGGAAGACGUGCAAGCUCUGCUGCCGGGGGUGGGGCGCUGCGCCGGUGGGGCCGAAGGAGAGAGCAGCAGAGGCCUCCUGCGACCCUCCCCCUGUUGCAGAAGCAGCAGCAUCGCCCAGCGGGGCGCCUGGCUCCUCCGGCCCCUCCCAGCGCCACGAGGGCCGGAGGAGGGGAAGGCGAGGCGGCCAGGGCCCACACGAGGGAGAAACCUUUUGAAUGUUUUGAGUGUGGAAAGAGAUUCAGUUGGAGUGGCACUCUUCAAUGGCAUCAGAGAACCCACAGAGGGGAGAAACCUUUUGAAUGUUCAGAGUGUGGAAGGAGAUUCAAUCGGAGUGGCCAUCUUCAACUGCAUCAAAGAACCCACACGGGGGAGAAGCCUUUUGAAUGCUCACAGUGUGGGAAGAGAUUUAGUCAGAGUGGCAAUCUUCAAUGGCAUCAAAGAACCCACACAGGGGAGAAACCUUUUGAAUGCUCACAGUGUGGAAAGAGAUUCAGUCACAGUGGCACUCUUCAGCAACAUCAAAGAACCCACACAGGGGAGAAACCUUUUGAAUGCUCACAGUGUGGGAAGAGAUUCAGUCAGAGUAGCAGUCUUCGGCAACAUCAAAGUACCCACACAGGGGAGAAACCUUUUACAUGCUUAGAGUGUGGAAAGAGAUUCAGUCGGAAUGGCCAACUUCAGCAACAUCAAAGGACCCACACAAAGGAGAAACCUUUUGAAUGCUCACAGUGUGAAAAGAAAUUCAGUUGGAGUGGCCAACUUCAGGAACAUCAGAGAACCCACACAGGGGAGAAACCUUUCGAAUGCUCACAGUGUGGGAAGAGAUUCAGUCGGAGUGGCCGUCUUCAGUUGCAUCAGAGAACCCACACAGGGGAGAAACCUUUUGAAUGCUUACAGUGUGUGAAGAGAUUCAGUCACAGUGGCACUCUUCGGCAACAUCAAAGGACCCACACAGAGGAGAAACCUGCAUGUUCAGAGUGUGGAAAGAGAUUCAGUCGAAGUGCGUCUCUUCAACUGCAUCAGAGAACCCACACAGGGGAGAAACCUUUUGAAUGCUCACAGUGUGGAAAGAGAUUCAGUUACAGUGGCAGUCUUCGACAGCAUCAGAGAACCCAUACAGGAGAAAAACCUUUUGAAUGCUCACAGUGUGGGAAGAGAUUCAGUCGGAGUAGCCAUCUUCAGUUGCAUCAGAGAACCCACACAGGGGAGAAACCUUUUGAAUGCUUACAGUGUGCGAAGAGAUUCAGUCACAGUGGCACUCUUCGGCAACAUCAAAGGACCCACACAGAG
Messenger RNA from Heteronotia binoei (common prickly gecko), 1815 nucleotides. Its product is annotated as zinc finger protein 497-like. Gene Ontology annotation, biological process: regulation of immune system process; regulation of cytokine production; negative regulation of transcription by RNA polymerase II. The record is from RefSeq and is a predicted model, not a curated record. NCBI's taxonomy places the organism in Eukaryota, Metazoa, Chordata, Lepidosauria, Squamata, Gekkonidae. The annotation marks the transcript as partial. The transcript is spliced from 4 exons.